CCCCUCUCACAGCCUUGUAAUAUAAGCCGGGCGGCCUGCGUUGCCUCGUAGCCUGAGCGAAGCUUCUUGCCUUCAUACUCCUCUGCCAAUAUCACGAGCGUUACUGGCAUCGGCUACCGCUUCUAGCCGUCAACUUCUUCACUUCAGAAGUUUCUACUCUCGGGCGACAUUCGAGUCUCGCGAUUUUGCGCAUGGAUAUGCGCCUACCAUGAAUUGCCCUGCGAACACCACGGUUGCGACACGGCACAUAUUCGUACUUGCAGCACACUGCUCACAAGACUGGAAGAUCGCGAAGUGCCCCCUUGCGUUAAUGUUCGACCUCAUUGAGGCGGGGGCUAGGCUGGUUUUGAUUGGCAUUGCCAGUGCGGUGCUUGCGAUUGCUGGGUUUAUUCUCAGUGUCCUUGCUCAUGUGAAGGAGGGCACAAGUGGCCGGAGUCCGCGAAAAAUUAGCCCGGAUGACGCAUCCGCCACAGCGGAAUCAACUCCCCCCUCCCGUGAGCGCGACUCUGGUGUACCUUCUCCUCGCACAUCGCGCGCCCACCGCACCCCGUCGAAGCCAUUCAGUAGUGGUAUGCAGUAUCGGGACCUAUCUCGUGGCCGCCACGCGAGCAGACGUGAACCAUCUCCCACCACGCCCCAAAGCCCCUCUUCGGCCAGAGAGGCGCCGGGCUCCAAGAAGGAGUCGGAGCAGCGGGUCACAUCUCGGAAGCCACGAUUGCGGAGGCCAAUCUGCCAAACUUCGCCUGAUGCUGCCCCUGUGGCAAGCCCUCUACGGACGUCUCCCGACACUACCAGAAACGUAGAGAUCACCACAACGUUGCCACCUCUCAAGCAGACGCGCGCAUUCAGCGACAUAUCUUCCAACCAGUCAUCCGAGCUUUCGGCUGAGUCAUCUGUCCCCGAGGAGCACUCGCCUCUUCCUGGUCGCCAAGUAUUGCAGAAGCUCAAGGAACGCCACAGCUAUUUACGUGAGCGUUGUCUUGUCAGGGCCCAGUCCAUGCCAGUGCCCAGAACCAGCACCACCUCGCGGCCUGCGCGACGCACCGACCCUUACCAGGCUCCCUACUUCUUUCCGACCCCCAUGUCUCCCGAGGCUGGGACGUACCUCCAGGAAGUCGUCAAGGAACGCCAUGGAGAGUAUCCACAGCUUAUCGAGAAUGUCGUAGAGUCCUCCACUAUUGAUCCGAACGCUGCCCUCGCAUCAUCUUCCUCUUCUCCCACUCGUGAAGAGUCGGAGAAGCCGCCGAAACCUACCCCUCCUCCUUCGCCGCCUGCGCGGUCCACCGCCAGGCAGCCCGCCGCGGAGGCGGAGCACCGCCAGAGACGACAGAGGUGGUCCUGGCAUAUGCCACAUCUCCCGUCGCAUCACCAAUCCAACGAGCGAGGGAGGUCCGUGGAAGGGGCUCGACAAGAUAGGGAGAUACUCUCCAAGUUAAAGUUCGGCCACCACAGAAGACGUCACGGAACCGGCAGCGACGACGUCCGGACUGCGACUUCUCUCAAAGCGUCGUAGUUCUGUGAAAACCCUGAUCAUCCUUCAUCAGAAUCUUCGGUCAACCAGUGGUAGAAAUUUCACGUCGGCUCAUCGCAUCGGCUCAUCAUCGGCAGAAUCAAUACGCAUAUUUAUCCUUUGUUAUUAGCGCAGUUUGCCUUGCGCCUUGCUCUCGUUCAACCUCGUAAUAGAGUACCCUCCACUCCUUUGUAGCUGAACUUGUCAACAACAUCUCAGAGUAGCAUGCACCACUUGUCCAUAAUGUACUGUACCAAAAUUAUACGUAUCGUAACACGAAGUAACACGACGAAAUCUACC
Molecule: messenger RNA, 1810 nt
Organism: Dichomitus squalens LYAD-421 SS1
Lineage: Eukaryota; Fungi; Basidiomycota; Agaricomycetes; Polyporales; Polyporaceae
Exons: 5
Coding region: 209-1513 (434 amino acids)
Source: RefSeq, a predicted model, not a curated record